This is a messenger RNA of Chrysemys picta bellii (western painted turtle), 6021 nucleotides long. It is a transcript of the gene CASS4, whose product is annotated as Cas scaffold protein family member 4. Gene Ontology annotation, cellular component: plasma membrane; cytoplasm. The record is from RefSeq and is a predicted model, not a curated record. Gene Ontology annotation, molecular function: protein binding. NCBI's taxonomy places the organism in Eukaryota, Metazoa, Chordata, Testudines, Emydidae. Gene Ontology annotation, biological process: cell migration; cell surface receptor protein tyrosine kinase signaling pathway.
GUUUGAUUUAGGUAGUCUCUUAUCACUCAGGGUUUGUAUAUAUGAACUAGUUCAUGGCAUAUUGGAGUGUGAAUCGGUACACACACAGUUUCACAUGCACGCGCCCCCAUGCCAUAGACUAACUGCAUCCUACUAAUGAAUACAUUAACAGUCAUUAAUAUGCUUUGAUCUGGUCCAAUUUCAAAGACUAGACUAACGCACAUUAAUGAGCUGCCACCAGGGUGCGCACAGACAGCUAGUCCACACCAGGCUCCCAGCCUCCCAAAGUCCAUAUUGUCAUCUGACUCCUAACAAGUCAAGACAUGAGUCAUUACACAUCUCUAAUCAUAAACUUAAUCUUUUAAGAUCCAGAAGCCAGUAAAGGCCCCACUGCAUGCCUACCUACUAAAUCAGCAGACUGUUUCAGGGCUAGGAGAAUAAGAUGGACUUUCUAUCAGCUCUGUGAGUCUGUUUAGCAGUAAUAUCCGUACACGACCACCCUUUCCAACACCAUGCUUUUUUCCUUCCCUACAGUGGCAAGAUUCCUUAGGGCCCUGAUUCAUGUUUUUCUCAAGAUUGAGGAGCGCCCUCUCUUGUUCUAACAGGGUUGAUGGGUCUCCCCUAUACCAUGUACCAAUGAAGCCUGCCUCUUUAGUAACCAUUACAUCAGCUGAAAAAGUAGGAAAGAUGUGGGGGCCCCACAUCAGCUGCUCAUAUAUGGCAUUUUGUAAGGAUAGGGUCACUCUCAAGUUCCUGCCCAUAUUUGUUUCAGUAUUCUAGUCCAUUCAGCUCCCAAUUUUUUCCGAAAUCUCAUUCAACCCCAGGGGAAGUUAAACUUCACAAAUGUAAUGUAAUAAGAGACUCUGUGCAUUAAUGGGACAAAACCAUUCAAACCACUGAUGGUUGCUCUUCCGUCGCUUGUGCUGCUACAGCACUGAAAAUGUAGGUAAGCCCUUAUAUAAAAGCUUACAUGCUAAGAGCUACGUAACACUUCUUGGGAGACAUUUUGUACUUCCCUUUAGAGGUCUGGCUUGGGCCAAAUUUUGAAGCCAAACAUGACCAUUUGGGGCCUUUGCAAAGGUUAAGAAAUGGGAACUAUCAGAUUUUUUUUAAGUGGGAUUUUGACUACAUCAGAAUGUGUUCUAAGUUAGUGAGGGUUAGAACUCAUUCCACUAAAGCUUAGGUAGCCUGUUUGUGACUCAAAAAUCUGUGGGCAGCAAUGUGGAGCUCAAUCCAGACCUUUACAAGUCCCUACUCUUUGGCAGAACCUUCAAAAUUGGAUGCCCAUUUAGUCCUGCAGUCAUUGUUUAAAUAGGUCUUCUACCUACUUCCAACAAAUAGAUGACUGUUAGCCACCAAGAGUGGAAUCCAUGGGACAGUACAGUCGGGGGGUGGGGGGUUAUCCUACAGUAACUGGUUCUUCAUGAAGUGUUGUCCACAUGAAUGCUGGGACUCACCUUCCUUUCCUGCUUCUACAGCGUCUUAUACGAGUGGGAUUCUGUAUUAGUAAAGGGAAUUGAGGAACAGUUGGGGCCCUGUGGGGGGAGGAAUGCAGAGUAUCUAGGGCACAGGUGUGGCCCCAAUAGACACUGCUGGCCAAAUGAAUUGGAUCUCAUUUUUAACAGCACAUGCACACCAGAAGUAGAAUCCACGUGGACAACACAAAUCAAAGCACAGUUUAAGUAAUUCUACUUUCCUAAGAUUUCUGAAAAUUUCUGUUCAGCUUGUUUAGUUGGACAGAUACUUUUCAAGCAUUUUAACUCAACGCUUUUUAUGUGCUGAUGCUGCACCUAGUUGACGCCAGUCUGAAUGGUUAGACAAAAAAUCCAGGUGGCUGGAUAGCAGAUGAGAGUAAAUUAUAUGGGAGCGUCAUAGUCCACCAUUCUUCCUCUUAAAAUGUAGAGGAAUCCCAGGGGACCGGAUGAAUCAAUUUGUCUUCUGAGAUGAGUCAAAGUUGCUUACAUUUUUCAGUGUCUUUCAUACAAAAUGUACCUUACAACACACAUGGUAGUAUUGGUGGUGCCUUAUAGGGAUGUAAGAGCACAAAUUCCCUACCCCACAGAGUUUACAGGUUAUUACAACACCGCUAUAAUAAAUGUUUUGUAUUAAAUAUGAGAAAAUUUUGCAAGAUAUGGAAAAUGUGGGAUAAAAAUCCCUGAAUUCAUAGGAUUGUGGCAGUCUGUUAUUUCAUUAAAGUGCUAUGCAAACACUUGUAGUAAACUGUUCUUCCAUCAAGCUUCUAAAUUAGGAACUACAGGAACAUGUAGCAAAGCAGAAGGGUGGGUUUUUUGUAUCUGUGGUUAUUUGCAACAAGUCUGUGACAGAUCAAGGAAAACUCUACUUUUCAGACGUUAUUCUCGGUUGUUCGGGGGUUUUGUUUUUGUUUUAAUCUUGUCUGCUGUCACAGAAAUUGACUUUUAUGGGAAACCUUUUGUAUAGCUACAUGCUUUUAGGACAAUAGUUGUCAGACUUUUUUUUUUCUUGCGAAAUGGUUCCUGACACAUUGUGACUUUGCAAAACAGCUCUGUAUGACACUGGUUAUACAGUGAUUAUUUAUAAUAUUGGAAGUGACUCUGCUGGUUAGUGACAGCUAUGGAUAAAAAUACUAGACUCAACACAGCUGCAAAGAAUACCUUGGCAAAAGCAUUAUAUGACAACAAGGCUGAGUGUUCAGAUGAGCUAGCCUUCCGCAAAGGAGACAUCCUAACGGUUCUUGAACAGAAUGUCUUAGAGAGUGAAGGAUGGUGGAAAUGUUCCCUCCAUGGAAGACAAGGCCUAGCUCCUGCUAAUCGCCUCCAACUCCUUGCUAGUUCCCAGGCAGACAUGUUGUCUCUCUCCUCUGAGCAUGAUUCCCAGGAAUUGCCCAUCUGUCAACAAAAUAUCUACCAGGUCCCAUCAGCUCCCAAGUCUUCCACAUUGUCACCUACGUAUGAACGGAUGGACAGUUGGAUUAAGCCACUUCCUUCUUCUGUUUCUUCUCCACCUACUCAAGAAAUAUAUCAGGUGCCAGCUUUAGCUGCACAAUUAUUCCGUGAAAAGACCCAAAGCCUAACCAAUCAGCACCGGUUUACUCUUCCCACAGCAUCUCAGGCCUCCAUACCAUAUAUAAAAAAUGAGGCUUAUGAUGUUCCAUCACCACAACACCGGGUGGCCUUAUUCACUCAGAGGUGUGCCACUCCACCCACAGCCAGAAAGGGCUCUAUACCGAUCCCCUCCAAAGAAUAUAUCCAGGAAGAGCGGCAACAGCUUUAUGACAUCCCAUCCAGCUCGGAAAAGGCAGAAAUCUAUGUCCAGCAAGACCCUCCAGGGAGCAGUGUGUAUGAUGUCCCCCCCACAACUGCAAGAGACCAUGACAUUUCACUACAAAAUUUAUCUCAAAUAAAAUGUUUGGGUCAUUAUACUACCUUGCCAAAUCCUCGGAAGUCAGAAUGGAUUUAUGAUAUUCCGGUAUCACCUGAAAAAAUGGGUUUAAAAAAAGAUCCUUCCGGUCGUUCCCUGGAAAAGCAGGUGCUGUAUGACAUACCGCCAGCCAGAUAUGGUUCUAGUUUGCAAAAUGUUCCAUCAACAAAUAUCAAAAGCAAAUCAGUGAAUCCACAAAUGUAUGAUGUCCCACCAACACAGAGAAAAUUAACCUUUCCUGAUAUCCCUCGUUAUAAUGUACCAUCCUCAUGUGACAUGCAACUUUUGCAGCAAAACGGUAACUAUCAUGUUCCACCAAGCUUUCUGACUCCAAGGGUUGAGCAGAACUCUGAACCAAAUGUUUAUGAUACUCCAAAAGUGCUGCCUACUGCUUUACAGCACAGGAAAGGGACUGAAAAAAACAACAGUAGUUUUGGAAACCAUACUUACAACAUUCCUCCACAGCUGUCAAAAGAUUCCAAAUUAGAACAAGACAGGUUAUCAGUUUCCAGUGUGGACAGUAGAACCAGUACCCUAUCUACAUUAUCAAGCACUUCUGCUGAGUCCUCUUCUAUGUCAUCAUCAGAAGAACCUGCAAAAGAAAUUGAAUUGGAGCUUGACUUAGCCAUAGAAGCAUUGACCAAGCUGCAGCACAGUGUAUCCAGUUCAGUUGCAAGUCUGAUGAUUUUUGUAAGCAGUAAGUGGAGAUUCCGGGAACACCUGGAGACAAACCUUGAGGAAAUCCAUAGAGCAAUUGAUCACAUAAAAGUAUCUUUGGGAGAAUUCUUGGACUUUGCUCAAGCCAUCAAGGUGAAUGCCUCUUGCGUCACUGACAAUAACCUUCAAACCAGAAUUAAAACACAACUGAAAAUUCUUACAGACUCAUUCCAGAUCUUGGUAGAAACAAGGGAAGCACUGAAUAACUGCAAGUGGUCACUGGAAGUUCUGGUCAUUAAGAAACCUCAGAAUAACCCAGAUGAUCUUGAUCGGUUUGUUAUGGUAGCCCGCACAAUUCCAGAUGAUAUCAAGAGAUUUGUAUCUAUCAUCAUAGCUAAUGGAAAGCUUCUCUUCAAAAAGAAUUGCAAGGAAGAAGAGACCAAGACACCAAAAAUUGGUACAGAUUAUAAAAUGGCAAAGCCGAUCCCAAUACCCAGAAGAAGAGAACUUGAUUCACUCCAAAGAAAUACUUUGGAUAAACCAAACAAAAACAAAGUCUCUUCUGAGAAAUCAAGAGAAAAUGUCACUGAAGACUGUGAUUAUGUUCAGUUACAGAAGUCUCCUGGGUUGGAACAGGCACAAAAAACCCUUUCAGCGAAAGAGGUGGCAAAGAAGAAUGCAGAUUUAAAAAGAAAGGUUUUCCCACCUUCAAAAAAGCAUAAUAUUCAGAACAACCUGGACUUGGCAAAGAAAAUCACUCUCUCAGAAACCUGUAGACUGUAUUUUGGUGCCCUUCACAAGGCCAUUAGGGUGUUUACCAGUAGUCUUAGCAAUAAUCAACCGCCUGAAGUCUUCAUAGCACAGAGCAAACUGAUCAUUAUGGUGGGACAAAAGUUGGUAGAUUCUCUCUGUCAGGAAACUCAAGAAAAGGAUAUUCGGAAUGACAUCCUCUGCAGCAGCAGCCAGUUUUGUAGCCUGCUGAAGAAUUUGGCUGUUGCCACCAAAAAUGCGGCAGUGCAGUAUCCAAAUACAGGUGCCGUGCAGGAACUUCAAAAUCAAGCUGAUGAGCUGUCUAAAUACACUCAGCAGUUUAGAGCAAUGAUGGAAUGAAGAAGUCUUUCCAUUCUUAGAAUAGAAUGGUGAAAACUUUAGGAUCUCCCCCUAUUUCUGGGUUUUAACCCCUCAACUAUGGUAUCCUGAGAGCCAAGGAAGACAGGACUCCACAAAGAACCCAAAUGCCAGUAUUAAAUCAGCCAUACCCUGUAGAGGUUGCUGUUGGGCAAUGAAAGGUGUACUAAGGCCCUGAGAGCAGGAGACACUAGGAAUGUUACACAGGCUGCGGCAGCAAGCCUUGGCCUCCCAGUCUGGGUUGACAGAUUUGGGUUAGUGGGGCAUGCUCUGGUGCUCUAAAAACAGAUGUAUAGACAGCGCUUUGAAGUGACAGUGAAACUCAACCCCUCCUAGGCUUCAGAGCUUGUGCUCCAGCCCAAGCUGCAAUUUCAAAGCGCUGUCUAUACACCUAUUUUUAGAGUGCUAGUGAAAGCCAGCUACCCCGAGUUUAUCACCCUAGGCUAGGAGGCUGACUCCCACGGGCUGUGUAGAAAUGCCCACUCUGACCAGGAAUAGAAUUUGUACUUUCCACACAACAGUUUAGAGCACUGUCUGGAAAAUGCUGAGUCAACCCUUCCAAUCAAUCGUCUGAGUGACUUGGCAAAAAUUGCCAUAGAGCAUUGUUAUACAAUUAUUUUAUUAUUUGUCUGAUUUCUUAUCUUUCCAAACAAAGCAGUUAAAUAUAUUUUUCUAUUCUUUUUCACUUGGAAAUGUAAGUGUUUUACUGGUUUUCCUGAUAACAGACCAAGAUUUAAACUGUGAUACAUUUUUAUGUGAAGCCAUCAUCAUUCUCCCUUUUCCAGGGGAUUGUUUACUGUAUUUGUUUUAAUCUACGGAUAUUUUUAAUAAAAUGUCAUUUACAGAUCUUUCAUAUUA